Durusdinium trenchii is the source of this 1364-nucleotide messenger RNA. The record is from the annotation of a GenBank genome assembly. Lineage: Eukaryota; Dinophyceae; Suessiales; Symbiodiniaceae.
UUGCCCAUGGCCAUAUUUUUUCUGACAUACUUCUUCGGACAUGUGUUCUGCCGGAAGACUUUGUGGUUUGACGGUGUUUGUGUCAAUCAAGCAGACGUGUUCGAGAAAGCUGCCAUACUAAGAGCAAUCCCAGCCUUCGUUGCCAACUCAAGCGAGAUGCUUGUUUUGUGGGAUGAUGCUUAUUUUCAGAGACUAUGGUGCGUUUUCGAGCUGGCAGUGUUUUGCAAGACUUCCAGGUCACCCGAUGUAGUUGACUUCGUGCCGAACUGGGUGCCAGUAUGGAGUUUGUCGUGCAUCAUUAUUAUGGCCAUAGGCAGCUUCUCAUGGGGGCCAUUGACAACUCAGAUUGUUUGGCCUUCCCCAGGUUCAGUCUUUGAGUCCUGGUUCCAUUGUAACCUUGAGCCUCCUGCAGUCUACUUGGUGAUGGGCAUCCCAACAGCUUGGUUUAGCUUCCAGAAGCUUGAUGGUCACAAGCAGAUGUUGGAUCAGAUGAAAUCCUUUGAUUUGAGAAAUGCCCAGUGCGCCUUGGAAACGGAUCGGGUAGUACUUCAGAGGCUAGUGCAAGAUCUUUUUGAUGAGGCACUGGAACCUCCCGUGUCAGUCUCCCUUGAUGCGGGAGAGGUGUCGGAGGCGGACACAGAUUCUUUGGAUCCCCUUGUUUUGAAGCAAUCUUUGCAAGACGUUCGUCAUGUCACCAGCUACCCGACGGAAGAAGAAGUCAUUGGCCAGUUCAAUGCCUAUGUGAGGGGCCCAUUGCGUGAUAGAGUCAUGAGCUUGAUAGGUCGUGAGAUCGACAUCUGGUAUCCAAUCUGCCGCUCGUACUCCUGGGAGUUUUCCUGGUUCUCAGCUGUGAUCGUCACUCAGAUUGCUCUGGUGCCCUCAUUCAAGGCUACUCCUCGGUGUCUCACUAUAUCUUCACUACUGCUGUGGUAAACUGUGUCAUUGUACCACUUGUUUUUGCUGCUUUUACAUUUCCGGUGGCACUACGUGCCAACCACCUGCUGACCUUGGUCGUCGAGGGCAAGGUCUUGCGUAUGCUUUGCGGAACAUUUGUCAGCACUCUGGUCUUGGCGUUGGUGAACGUACUCGAGGCUGCCGGGGCCGCCGGAAUGAUGAUGAUUGUGUGUGAACCUUCCACCAUGGGGGUGGCUGUCUACUUGGGCCUUGGCUGUCUUCCGUGUUGUUUGGCCUGGUUCCUCCACGCCAACAUGGCACGAACCACAGCGCCGGCUUGCUGAGCGCUACGCUCAGACCUGGACUGCUUCGCAGGAGCUUCGCAGCUUAGGCUCUCCCAGAGAACGAGUCCGGUUUGGACUGUUCCAUGUAGUGUGGAACACGAAGCGGAUGGGGAGCUGAGAUGUGAC